UGUUUAUAUUUUAAUUCGAGUUCGAAGAAAAAUAAUAUAAAAAUAAAAUUUUUAUUAUGAAUUCGAAAUUUCUAAUUUUGACGACAAUUGUCCUUUUAGCCUUAGCUCAGCAAUCAAAUGCAGGUCUCUUCAGCAAAUUUACCAACCUCUUUGGUGGAAAAGGAGGAUCGGAAAAUAAGGCAGAGAUCCAAGGAGGCGCAGCAGGAGGCAUAGGAGGAAGCAUAGAUGGCAUAGGAGGAGGCAUCAGUGGAGGCAUUGUUGGAAGCAUUGGAGGAAGUGCUAGUGGCACAGAAGGUGCCAUUGGAGGCAGCAUAGAAGGUGGCAUAGCAGGUAGCAUAGGAGGAGACAAUGAUGGAAACAAAAAAGCAGAUGCUCCCUCAGGUUGGGGCUCAAAGUUUGCAGCUGCCGCUGGUAAUGGUCUUAGCUCUAUGGGCAGUAAAAUCAGUGGUGGAAUUUCAUCUGUAGGUAGUGCAGCAGCUAAUGCUAUUGGAUCAGCUAGUAGUAAAGUAAGUGGUGGUGUGUCCGCUGCAGCAAACACUGCAGCUAAUGCAGCCAUGUCCAUUGGUAAAGCUGCUGACAAGGUUGGUGGAGUUGUCGCCAAUGGAGUCCAAAAUGUAAAGGACGGAGCUGGCAAAGUUGUUGGUAAGGUUCAAAAUACUGUAAGUAAUGUUGGACAAUUCGCUGGAAAUGUAGCUAGUAAUGCAGCUGGACUAGUUGCCAGUGGUGUCCAAAAUGUAAAGGAUGGAGCUGGAAAAGUUAUUGGUAAGGUUCAAAAUGCUGCAGGUGCUGCUGGACAAAUCGCUGGAAAUGCUGCUGCCAAUGCUGGUGAAAUUGCUGCCAAUGGUGCCGAAAUUGUAAAGGACGCAGCUGGAAAUGUUAUUAAUAAGGUUCAAAAUGCUGCAGGUGCUGCUGGACAAAUCGCUGGAAAUGCUGUGGCCAAUGCUGGUGAAGUUGCUGCCAAUGGUUCCGAAAUUAUAAGGGACGCAGCUGGCAAUGUUAUUAACAAGGUUCAAAAUGCUGCAGGUGCUGCCGGUCAAAUCGCUGCCAAUGGUGCCGAAAUUAUCAGGGACGAAGCUGGCAAUGUUAUUAACAAGGUUCAAAAUGCUGCAGGUGCUGCCGGUCAAAUCGCUGCCAAUGGUGCCGAAAUUAUCAGGGACGAAGCUGGCAAUGUUAUUAACAAGGUUCAAAAUGCUGCAGGUGCUGCCGGUCAAAUCGCUGGAAAUGCUGUGGCCAAUGCUGGUGAAGUUGCUGCCAAUGGUGCCGAAAUUAUAAGGGACGCAGCUGGUAAUGUUAUUAACAAGGUUCAAAAUGCAGCAGGUGCUGCCGGUCAAAUCGCUGCCAAUGGUGCCGAAAUUAUCAGGGACGAAGCUGGCAAUGUUAUUAACAAGGUUGAAGAUGCUGCAGGUGCUACCGGUCAAAUCGCUGGAAAUGCUGUGGCCAAUGCUGGUGAAAUUGCUGCCAAUGGUGCCGAAAUUAUAAGGGACGCAGCUGGCAAUGUUAUUAACAAGGUUCAAAAUGCUGCAGGUGCUGCCGGUCAAAUCGCUGCCAAUGGUGCCGAAAUUAUCAGGGACGAAGCUGGCAAUGUUAUUAACAAGGUUCAAAAUGCUGUAGGUGCUGCCGGUCAAAUCGCUGCCAAUGGUGCCGAAAUUAUCAGGGACGAAGCUGGCAAUGUUAUUAACAAGGUUCAAAAUGCUGCAGGUGCUGCCGGUCAAAUCGCUGGAAAUGCUGUGGCCAAUGCUGGUGAAAUUGCUGCCAAUGGUGCCGAAAUUAUAAGGGACGCAGCUGGCAAUGUUAUUAACAAGGUUCAAAAUGCUGCAGGUGCUGCCGGUCAAAUCGCUGGAAAUGCUGUGGCCAAUGCUGGUGAAAUUGCUGCCAAUGGUGCCGAAAUUAUAAGGGACGCAGCUGGCAAUGUUAUUAACAAGGUUCAAAAUGCUGCAGGUGCUGCCGGUCAAAUCGCUGGAAAUGCUGUGGCCAAUGCUGGUGAAAUUGCUGCCAAUGGUGCCGAAAUUAUAAGGGACGCAGCUGGCAAUGUUAUUAACAAGGUUCAAAAUGCUGCAGGUGCUGCCGGUCAAAUCGCUGGAAAUGCUGUGGCCAAUGCUGGUGAAAUUGCUGCCAAUGGUGCCGAAAUUAUAAGGGACGCAGCUGGCAAUGUUAUUAACAAGGUUCAAAAUGCUGCAGGUGCUGCCGGUCAAAUCGCUGCCAAUGGUGCCGAAAUUAUCAGGGACGAAGCUGGCAAUGUUAUUAACAAGGUUCAAAAUGCUGUAGGUGCUGCCGGUCAAAUCGCUGCCAAUGGUGCCGAAAUUAUCAGAGACGAAGCUGGCAAUGUUAUUAACAAGGUUCAAAAUGCUGCAGGUGCUGCUGGACAAAUCGCUGGAAAUGCUGUGGCCAAUGCUGGUGAAGUUGCUGCCAAUGGUGCCGAAAUUGUAAAGGACGCAGCUGGCAAUGUUGUUGACAAGGUUCAAAAUGCUGCAGGUGCUGCAGGUCAAAUCGCUGGAAAUGCUGUGGCCAAUGCUGGUGAAGUUGCUGCCAAUGGUGCCGAAAUUAUAAGGGACGCAGCAGGCAAUGUUAUUAACAAGGUUGAAAAUGCUGCAGGUGCUGCCGGUCAAAUCGCUGGAAAUGCUGUGGCCAAUGCUGGUGAAAUUGCUGCCAAUGGUGCCGAAAUUAUAAAGGACGCAGCUGGCAAUGUUAUUAACAAGGUUCAAAAUGCUGCAGGUGCUGCCGGUCAAAUCGCUGGAAAUGCUGUGGCCAAUGCUGGUGAAAUUGCUGCCAAUGGUGCCGAAAUUAUAAGGGACGCAGCUGGCAAUGUUAUUAACAAGGUUGAAAAUGCUGCAGGUGCUGCCGGUCAAAUCGCUGGAAAUGCUGAGGCCAAUGCUGGUGAAGUUGCUGCCAAUGGUGCCGAAAUUAUAAGGGACGCAGCUGGCAAUGUUAUUAACAAGGUUCAAAAUGCUGCAGGUGCUGCCGGUCAAAUCGCUGGAAAUGCUGUGGCCAAUGGUGCCGAAAUUAUAAGGGACGCAGCUGGCAAUGUUAUUAACAAGGUUCAAAAUGCUGCAGGUGCUGCCGGUCAAAUCGCUGGAAAUGCUGUGGACAAUGCUGGUGAAAUUGCUGCCAAUGGUGCCGAAAUUAUAAGGGACGCAGCUGGCAAUGUUAUUAACAAGGUUGAAAAUGCUGCAGGUGCUGCCGGUCAAAUCGCUGGAAAUGCUGAGGCCAAUGCUGGUGAAGUUGCUGCCAAUGGUGCCGAAAUUAUAAGGGACGCAGCUGGUAAUGUUAUUAACAAGGUUCAAAAUGCUGCAGGUGCUGCCGGUCAAAUCGCUGGAAAUGCUGUGGCCAAUGGUGCCGAAAUUAUAAGGGACGCAGCUGGCAAUGUUAUUAACAAGGUUGAAAAUGCUGCAGGUGCUGCCGGUCAAAUCGCUGGAAAUGUUGUGGCCAAUGCUGGUGAAGUUGCUGCCAAUGGUGCCGAAAUUUUAAAAGACACCGCUGGCAAUGUUAUUGACAAAGCUGGACAAAUCGCUGGAAAUGUUGCUGCCAAUGUUGGUGAAAUUGCUGCCAAUGGUGCCGAAAUUUUAAAAGACACCGCUGGCAAUGUUAUUGACAAAGCUGGACAAAUCGCUGGAAAUGUUGCUGCCAAUGUUGGUGAAAUUGCUGCCAAUGGUGCCGAAAUUGUAAAGGACGCAGCUGGCAAUGUUAUUAACAAGGUUCAAAAUGCUGCAGGUGCUGCCGGUCAAAUCGCUGGAAAUGUAGCUGCCAAUGUUGGUGAAAUUGCUGCCAAUGGUGCCGAGAUUGUAAAAGACACAGCUGGCAAUGUUAUUGACAAAGCUGGACAAAUCGCUGGAAAUGUUGCUGCCAAUGUUGGUGAAAUUGCUGCCAAUGGUGCCGAAAUUGUAAGGGACGCAGCUGGCAAUGUUAUUAACAAGGUUGAAAAUGCUGCAAAUGAUGUUGGACAAGUUUCUGAUGACAUUAGUUACGAUGGCAACAUGUCUGGACAGAUUGCCAUUUGUUCUGGAAAACCAGAUGAGUCCGCUUCUUCCGAUGGAGCCUCUCUAUCUGGCCAAGCUGAAAUUAUUAUUACUCAAUCAGGUUCUAUGAGUGGACCUAUUGUCUACAAAUUCGGACAUACCUCAAAUAUUGAUGAUUCUGUUGAUGGUGGUUCAUCAACUAUUGAAGCUGUUGAGGCUUAGUCAAAAUUAUUUUCUUUUGAUUUAAAUAAAAAAACGAAAAAUUUCUUAAAUGAUUAAAAAAUACAUGUAUGUGUUUAUAAAUUAAAAAGUUAACGAAAAAUUAAAUUGUUUAUUUCUAUAAA
Messenger RNA from Episyrphus balteatus (marmalade hoverfly), 4297 nucleotides. RefSeq lists its product as uncharacterized. Bases 57 to 4175 code for a protein of 1372 amino acids. NCBI's taxonomy places the organism in Eukaryota, Metazoa, Arthropoda, Insecta, Diptera, Syrphidae. The transcript is spliced from 3 exons. The record is from RefSeq and is a predicted model, not a curated record.